Messenger RNA from Amoebophrya sp. A120, 3749 nucleotides. Lineage: Eukaryota; Dinophyceae; Syndiniales; Amoebophryaceae. The record is from the annotation of a GenBank genome assembly.
GGAGAAACGUAAACGAAGUGCCACACGGAAGGCUACAACUAGAUGAGAUUGCUGACGUACCUCUACUAGUUGAAAAGAAUGGCGUCACUCGUCUGAUAGCUUCUCAAAGGAAGAUCCAAACGAGUCCAAUAGUGAAAAAGUGAAUGUCAAUCUUUGCGUCAAGGAAGCAAGCAAGCUGGUCUUCGCUCAUUUCAUCUUAAUCUUUCCACGGCUCAGCAGGCCUCGGGCCGCCCUUGCCUCAGUAGCUGAUGUCUUAUGCCGUAUAAUGCUUCUUGCAUUCGUAUAAUACAUCACACGACACUGCGGCGCAGAAACGAAUGCACAGAGGAGUGGGAGCAGCUACGAGGCGAAUUAUGAUGGAUGCGGUCCUACUUCUGGUGCGGUCGCCAUGGCCUCGUCCAUGCGCGAUUAUCCUGCUCGGCAUUGCAUGCCAGAUUUUGCUGUCAGCGCAACGAGGGUGCGCUACUAAGCACGUUCCAAGAACUCAUGUUGAGCCAAACGACAUGGCAGUGAUAUCGCACGACUCGGACUCGGCUCUGAACCUCCGCAGCGGCGACCAUCGAGAACAUGGUCCCCCGUUUGACCCGCAUGAUCACAGUGAAAAUGAUUAUUCCCGCGACCGCCACCACCAGCGUCUUCACAAUGAUCUGGACCUGCAACAUAAGCAUAAUAUGCGUCAUCAACAAACCCGGUCUGGGCACAGACGGGACGGGUGGGGCGACGGCGACGCUGGAGACAGGAUAAAGUCCGCGGAUCAUCUUCUUCAAAACGCGGAAAGAGGGACGAAGAACGCGCAACGCAGACACAGAAACAGUGCAAGUCAUCGCGUUGCGUCUUCUUCUUUCGUGUCGAAAGCACAUCAUCAUCAUCUUCAUCAGGCCGCGGCAGCCGCUAUGGAAUGCAAAUGUGUUCGAAUCUGGAAACUUGCCGUGCAGAAAUGUGGAUGAGUAAAACAAUAACACAUCCGAAUGCAGCCGAGUCGUGUGACAAGUUGAAGUUUGUGGAGGACUUUGCUUUCUCGUAAUGCGUGGCCCGCACAGAGUUCUACUACGUUUUUGUAUGAUAAGUAGAGAGAUCGUGGCUGCCCUUGACCUUGUGAUGGUGGUCAUCCAAAAGUAUAUAGAUUUCGUAUUGAUGUUCACAUGAGUGUAAAUUCCCGUGUGUCAUCAAGUUUUGACUUUGCAGAUCCACACUCACACAUAUUUGCACUUGAUAGCCUCCCAGCAACAACGGGUGGGUGCGAACGUGACAGUGAACUUGACGGCGAAUAAUACCGGCGCAACGAUUUCUGUCAUUUCACAGGUUGGUGCCAAGGCGGGCACGCAGAUGAAUGCUACGGGGACAAACCUGUCCAAUGCCACCUCCCAAACCCAAGCUGCGGACGACCCGAACAGUCCCGCAGUGCGAAACGCGAAACUUGCGCUCACGCACUGUCGGGUGUUUGCCCCCCCGAACGGCUUCGCCAACUACUUCUCGAAUCCGCUGGAGGUUCCGGUAUCCGAGGAAGCCACCACGGUGACGCAGUCGACAACGCUGGACGCUGCGGGGACGAGCAUCCCCACCUCUUGCCCCAUUGCGGCCUCCUCGGAUUUCAACAACGAACUCGUGGUGAGCGAGAACCAAACGGAUUUCUACGCGUGGAUCCCGCUGCACGCUUCCUGCAUGCACCUGUGCAACCCCGGGCACGCGGCCGGCUCCUCGAAGUCCACCGAACAGAUGCUGCAGUGCGACAAGCUGGUGGACUUCCGGCUGGGCGACUGCUACCAAAACUACUGCGACCCAAACGACAUCGUCUUGCCGCAGCAUUCCCAUCUGUGGGGCUGUGUGCAUCAGAGCCUGAACGGGUCGCUGUGUCGAGCACAAUGUAAGCGAAUUAAAGCUAUUUGUUUUGUGUUUUUUCAUCAUGGCCAUGGGUGGAACCAUAAUGCCGCGGUGGUAGUUUUGAAGAUGUUUGAGGCAGUAAAAAAACGAAGCUGCUUUCUUGCUUCCAAAAAUGACACGUCUUUCAUACCCAGCACGCGCACGUUUACAUGUUCGUUCCGUGAGGAAGGCAGAAAAAGAGCCGAAAAAUCAUGGAUGGCAUCAACAUAAACAUAUCUGAGGUGACAAGGACUACGAGUCGACCGUUGCGCCUAGGCCCUUUGUGUGCUUUAUCGACGAGGAAGUCCGCCUUGGGUUGUGGCGCAGUGGCGAUCUCAACUGUGUUUACAGCGUCUGGGCGAUUAUUCGCAAGCUGUUUACCUUUGUCUGCUUCGUCUCACUUUUCGGAAUGCUGCUGACGCUAAUUGGUCUUAUUCCGCCUUUCUUCCUACUGCAGCUGAUCGUUCCGACGCUGCGAACAGUAGGGCAGAAGGGGCUGACCCUGGGUGCGGACCAAACGAAACCGCCCGAAACGAAGGAGCAGAAGGAAAUCAGAGACCUGAAAUUCAUCAAGCGAUCUUUGAGUCGCCGUGGCAGCGGCUCUUCCUUGCUCGCGAGUCCGCAGUCGCCCGCUGGUGCGCCAUCUUCCAUAGGUGGCUCUCCAGCGACGAGUCCUGCUUUGGCGAAGCCUGCUGCAACCGGCGAAGGCGAAACUUCUCCGAUAAAACCAAGUGGAAAAGCAGUGGCUGCAAAACCGAAGGUAGCGACAUCUGCUGGCACGAAAAGCUCUGUAGCUGCUAAAAAAGCUGCUGUCACCGUAGUUCCCGGAACGACAGCUGCCGCUGGCCUCGCGACAACAUCAACAGUUCCGAAAGACGCAGGCGUUCCGUCAGGGAAAGCGAAACCAAAAGCCGCAACUGCAAAACCAGCACCAGCCAGCUCCACUGCACCACAAGCCGCCAAGACGUCGCCUCCUGCAGUCGCAGCGAAGAAAGCCGCCGCUCCGGCGGGAGGAGGAGCCAAAACUGCCGCCGCUGUGACGGCAAAAAAAACAACUGCAGGCGCAAUAGCACCAAAGGCGAAAGUUGCUUCAUCCCCCGAUACUGCAGCCAUCUCUGCUUCUGCUCCACCAACUGCUGCGGCUGCCGUCGCGAAACCCAGCGCGGCGGUCACUACUUCAUCUUCUGCCGAAAUGAAGCGACCAAGUGAACAGGGAGCAGAUGCCGCAAAAGCCACUGCGGUUGCGUCCUCUUCAUCUGGAAGUAGUAGCGACGACUUCGGCCUCGACAUGCCUGCACCCAAAAAGACUGCAGUGCCUGCCGCUAAAAAAGCGAAAACAGAGGACGCGGCAGAGAAGAAAAAAGAAGGCGACGAAGAGAAAUAUCUCGAGCCGUCAUCAUCUUCCUCAAGUAGUGACGAGCUCGGAUUGGAUAUGCCGGUUGCAACCGCAAAAAAACCUGCUGCGGCGAAUAGUACCGACGCGGGCCAGAAAACACAAUCUGGCGGAAGCAGGGAGAAAAACAAAGAAGAAAGUGAUACAGGACAGGGCGCCGUCACGAGCAGUGACGACAGUAGACUGUAAAGAUGAUCUGAUAUCCCAAAAUCAAAAUGUUGUAAACGCAAACUAGAUGUAGAUUUGAUGAAAAGAAAAUCCAACGAGCAAAAAGAAGUGCGAAAAACGCGAGGGCGGGACAUCGGACAAAAGUUGGAAGAUGUAAACGUUAGAGCAGGUAUCUAAGUAUCUGUAUGAUGAUUGAUGGAAAUGAAAUUGAAAUCGAGAUGCAACAACGGGACGGCCAACUGCAAGAUGACACUGACAACAGGAGAACAAAAGAAAAGACGAUAAAUGAAAACGGGACAGUUUGCAACCUGUUAUCUUUUCGAUGGAG